GAGUGAUCAAUAAUAUAUAGAGAGAGAGAGAGAGGCUCAAGUCCAAAUAAAUGCGCCUCCCAUUCAACUUGACAAUAUCUUUGAAGUUUUCAGUGUGAACCAAUGAACAUGCUUCCAAUAGCCAAAGUCCCUUCAAUGCUCCUAGCUAGCCAGUUUAACUUUUUUUUCCCCAUAAAUAUUCUCAGCUCUGUCAUUUCUUCUUUGUUGUUCUUGUUCAAUAGCAUCAUGGUGAGAGGGAGGCCUUGUGCUCUCCUCUUGAUAUUUUCUUUUGUUUUAAUCAUUCAAUGUUCAGCUUCAGCUUCUGCAAGUGCAACUUCUCAUUCAUCUUCAAUGAAGAUGGAGUUGAUACAUCGCCAUGCUCCCCAUCUCAAUACAGGGCCUAAAACUCAACUCGAGCUGAUUAAAGACCUCCUCCACAGUGACAUUAUCCGUCAAAAUAUGAUUGCUCAUAAACGUAGUCCAAGAAGACAUGCUCUGGAAGCAGCUAACACUGGUAGUACAGCCAUUGAAAUGCCAUUGCUAGCUGGUAGAGACUAUGGAACAGGCGUGUACUUUGUGGAAUUCAAAGUUGGAACACCAUCACAAAAAUUUAUGCUGGUUGUUGAUACUGGAAGUGAGUUGACAUGGAUGAAUUGCAGAUAUAAAUGUGGUGCCAAUUGUACCACCAAGGGAAGAUUAGACAAAAGAAGAGUGUUUAAAGCAGAUUUCUCUUCUUCUUUUAAAACAGUUCCUUGCUUUUCUCAGAUGUGUAAGAUUGAGUUCAUGAAUCUCUUCUCUCUCACACGUUGCCCAAUUCCCUCCAGUCCUUGUGCCUAUGAUUUCAGGUAUGUAGAUGGGUCAGAAACAUUGGGAAUUUUCGCAGAAGAGACAGUCAGUCUAGACCUCACAAAUGGUAGGAAGUUGAGAAUCAAAGAUGUGGUAAUUGGUUGCAGUGACUCUUUCCAUGGCCAGAGCUUUGUGAAAGCGGAUGGUGUUCUGGGGUUAGCCAAUGGCAAGUACACUUUUGCUAAAAGAGCCUCUGAACAUUUUGAUGGAAAGUUCUCUUAUUGCCUGGUUGAUCACCUGAGCCACAAAAACGUUUCAAAUUACAUCAUAUUUGGGAGCAACAAUAAUGAAUCAUCAUCGUCUUUACUGGGGAAAAAGCGAUACACCGAGCUGGAGCUUGGCCUGCUUAGUCCAUUUUAUGCUGUAAAUGUUAUAGGCAUUUCUAUUGAUGGGAUACUGUUGAAAAUACCAAUUCAAGUAUGGGAUGCAAACAGUGGUGGUGGUACCGUUGUUGAUUCUGGUUCAAGCCUAACAUUUUUAGCAGAGCCUGCAUACAAACCUGUGAUGGCUGCGUUGCAGACUUCUGUGUUAAAUUUCCAAAGAUUAAUGCUGAAAGGAGUACCAAUGGAUUACUGCUUCAAUUCAACAGGAUAUGAUGAGAAAUUGAUGCCAAGUUUGGUGGUUCAUUUUGCAGAUGGAGCUAGAUUUGAGCCACAUAAAAAGAGUUACAUAAUUGAUGUUGCUGAUGGAGUCAAGUGUCUUGGAUUCGUCUCUGUAGCUUGGCCUGGUAUUUCAACAAUUGGCAACAUAAUGCAGCAGAAUUAUUUGUGGGAAUUCGACCUUGCUCAAAGUAAACUGGGUUUUGUUGCCUCAACCUGCACCUAAUAAGGCUGUCAUCAUCAAAAUUGUUUUUUCUUUUUCAUAUCCAUUUUUUUACUAAUAAUUUUCUCUUAUUUAUACAUAUGAUCUGUAUCUUUAUGUAUUCAUUUAAACUUUCUAAUUGUAAUGUGAUAUUGAAAUCAAAAUUAUCACAUGCCUUGACUGUAACCUGGGUGACGUGAAUGCAGAUGCUUCUAGUAAAGCAAACCAUGUGUUGUUACCUUGUGAUUACAUGAAUAUUCAUUAUUAAUUUUCAA
Messenger RNA from Mangifera indica (mango), 1901 nucleotides. RefSeq names its product aspartic proteinase NANA, chloroplast-like. The record is from RefSeq and is a predicted model, not a curated record. Gene Ontology annotation, biological process: proteolysis. The coding region runs from base 103 to 1650 and encodes 515 amino acids. The transcript has 2 exons. Gene Ontology annotation, molecular function: aspartic-type endopeptidase activity. NCBI's taxonomy places the organism in Eukaryota, Viridiplantae, Streptophyta, Magnoliopsida, Sapindales, Anacardiaceae.